AUGCUUUCGAGAGUGGAUGACGCACGCACACGACAGUUCGCCCGUCGUGACCAACGAUGCCUACCGCGUGCUGCACAGCAGGCUGGAAGCAAACGCUGCGACAUACGCUGCAUCUACCGCUUGCCCUCCUCCUCCUCCUCCUCUCCGACCUGGACCCGGUUUCCUGACAGUGUCAAGGAGACCGAAGGUAAGAGAGGACACAGGUGGUUGAAACGGCGAAAAUCCGCACAUAGGCUUACCACUGCGUUUCUUGGUCCCCAACGCACACUUGACCGGGAUUUUAACACAAAAACAAGAGGAUAGGGACAUUGGCACAGGUCCCAACUCCUACGGCGUGGGUCUGCGUUUCACUACAGCUCAUCAUGCACCACCUGGUUACACCCUACACUUGACCAGGAUAUGCGUAUCACGACGGGUGCGGCACGGAUCGCACAUGCGGCUGAGAAGCCACGUAGUGAGGAGCCGAAGAAAACACUUCCCACUUGCAUGAGAGGUGCCGGUGGUAGGUGGAGACGGGGGAGUGCAUGUGUGAUGCAGGCGUUGGCGGGCAGAGUGUGGUGGUGGUGGUGGUGGUGGUGGUGGUGGUGGUGGUGGUGGUGGUGGUGGUGGCCAGGCCUGAAGUGGAUUGCAGCAGAGUUUGAAAAGUUACGUGUGGUCAAAUAAGUGAGAGAAUGUUUUUGAGCAGUGUGAAAGAUGGAAGCGGACGCGGCGACUGCAUAUCGGGAACCCAGGCACUGGUUCAGCAGUCUCCAUGAGAUGGAUUCUCAAAUGACCGACCAGGCCAAUGCGCAAGGCGAGGAUGCGGCGGAAGUGUGGACAGGAUAGGGGGGAGGUGCUGAGUUGUCAGAGGUUGUGCUUUUGUUACUGGUAACUGAGCUGGUGGGAGGGCUGGGGAGGGUAGUGUUGAUGGAUGUGCAAGGUGCGUAAAGUGCAUCGGCAUCGCAAUUGAUCCCAGUGUCAUUAAUGCUCAUGUGGCCGAAUGGACUCGAGCCGCGAGUGAAUGUGUGAGGGCAGUGUCGCCAGUGAAGGCGGAUGUGACGGGCGCCUUUCGGUGCCCCUGAUACCUGUUUGUCAGCCUCUGAAAUAGAUUCGCAAGCGACUGACCAGCCCGACGCAUGGGAUGAAUGUGCGAUCAGAACGAGGACAGCUGGGAUCGAGUUUCCAUUAUUAAUGGUGGUAUUGGCGACAAGGGUAUAUAUCGACAGGAAGACGGAUGUCUUUUCAUCGCCGAUGGGAGUGGAUGAGGGGGAGUGCGAGGGAGGCGGAUCAGAGUUGCUUUGUGCGGGGAUGCCAACACGGGUACUCUGGCUUGGUUUAGUCGGCCGGUUAAGGUGGUUACGGGGGAAACCACACGACAGUUCGACCGUAGUCGCUGACGAUGUCCACCGGGUGCUUCACGGCAAGGCGGAGCAGGGACGGUGACUUGUGCGUGAGUUAGUUUGUAGUGAUGGUGGGCUUACACAGCAUCUACCGCACUCUCCCUUCCUCCCAUACCUGGGCACGGUGUCAAGACAGUGUCAAGAAUGCAGGAGACGGGGGAUGGCGUAGGUGGAUGGUAUGGUUGAGCCCGCACCUUGGCGUUCCACUGCACACCCCCUGGUCCACACAACAAAUGACCAGGAUUUUAACCAACAACAACAAUGACGAGGAUUGCAGGGGUCCCAAUGAGCGUAGCUGUGUCGGCAACUGGGUCUGCAAUCAUAUCCUGAAACGUCGGCAUAUGUUUUGGUGCGCAUUCCGAUCACGCCGGCCAGAAUCUCAUAUGGUCAUCCUGUUUGUCCAGCGCAUCUGCCACGCGGGCCAGUUUGCGGCACAUACACACACACACUCGCUGAUGCUUGGUGUGGUGCGAGACGGCAUGGGAUUUUAUUUUUUAGGAUGCUGGCGAGUGAUGACGGAGAAAGUGAAAAUAGUAAGAGUUAAAGAAAGGGAUAUCCGAGCGAACCGUAGGUUGCUGUUCGCCCACUCCCGGACUGCGUGGCGUUUGGAAAUUUCCUCACAUUUAUGUCAAGUGACUUCAAGAGUGGAAUUCUCAUGAAUAGCCAAACUCGCAUUUUGCCAAACAAAACUAAUCGAGUUAAAACCAUUGGGGAUAGGAGUUGUCAAAAGCCGGUAAAUUUAGGUGGAAUCGCGGUCACACAUUAUUAAAAGGCGAAGUUUCGCCUCAACGUGCUUGCAUUAUUUCUGCAAAAUGAAAGCCAUUGCCCACGGCCUACAUGCAUGCGGGGCGAAGCGCUCGUGCUGAACCGCUGCGACUGGUUCCGAUCAUAUGUAGAAAACCAAGCCACGACCGACUGCCGCCCCCUGUAACCGAUUCAGCAAGAAGCUUUUCGUAAUUUGUUCUCGUGGGCAGCGGUCCCAAUAUGGUGUGGCAGAGGUGUGGUGGGAAGGUCCAACGACAAUACAGGUUUCAUGGAAUUCCUGAAGAAUUUCAACACUUGAUCUGUUAGUAACUGCCAUUACUGCCAAGAAAGCUUUAAAUGAGCAGGGUAUCCCUCGCGAAUUACAACUGCCCGGUGCUGACAUCAGAUGAGGAGAUGGAAAUGACCUCCAUUCCCAAUGGCAGCAUACGGAAAAGUAUACACGGAAGUACGCCACCCUAUUGGUUGGAAUAUACCACCGGGUACGUCAUUCACGCAAUACUUCAUGAACCUAUCCUUUUUUCUACAGUUCUUCGCGGCCUAUUGUUGUGAACGACGCUUUUCAUAUCUGGCAAGAACUAAAGGCAGCAGAAAGGUUUCUUUCUGUUUCGUGCUUCCUAGAUAUUUCAUUAUCAUAUUUUAAACGAAUUAUCUACUAAUUGGUAAGAAAGGCGCUGCCUGUAGUUAAUUUCCGAAGACAUUCAUUUUACACGGAAAGCUCGUUGUGGCGCCCGAAAACCCCGUGAUCUCUAUUUAUUUGCAUGUCUGCAUGCUUUACUGGUUGGAAAUUUCACAGUUUUCUUGAGCAACCCUUAGUCCCACUGGCGAUAACGAAGGCACCUUUUUAAGUCCAGGUGCACUGAUUGGUCGAAAAAAGGACAUGCAUUUCCUGACAGCCCCUUGUAACAACUCGUCCAUCAAUAUUAUCGAAAAGCUGACAAUAUCGGUCUCCAGGUAGGUGGUCGUGUUGCGACGAUAGCUUAAAAAAUACUGCACUUCAUGUGCGCCCGGUACCCUUCCACUUGUCGUAGACGCAUCAAAUUUUGUAGCCUACCGGACGAUGGACCAGAGAGCAAGCGUCUGAACGGCCGUUGGUCUGUCCGGUAUGGGCAAAGUAUGCAUGACAACAUAACGGUUCUAAAAAAGGAAACAAAUUAGUAUGGAAACGGGUGGGCGGCACUGGUACCAGUCAUCGGAGCCCGAAAGACGGGCAUACGCGCGAACUGACUAAGACACGUCGGGGCGCGCGCCCACGCAUUCGCUCCCACCCAUGUCUCUCACAAAUUCUCGUCCCAGCUUACCAGCCAUCUUCUUCUGAUUCUUUUUUUUUUCACAAGAUUUUCAAGAGAACUAAACCAACUGAGCAGGAGUGAAAGUCUGCAAACAGGCGACCUCAAAAUUAGUAUUUUUGUAUUAACUGACGGACGAGGAUUGGCGUGGCAGAACACAGUAAUGCGAAGCGUUGCUGACGAUGAUGAGGCUGCCAAUGGGUAACCAUUUCUAACUGAUUUUCCGUUGUCAGUCACUGCCAGCUGCGCACUUUUAGUGACCUCUGCCCUCACCAGUAACCCUUUUCCAUUACGGAUCGCCUGUCACUGUUCGUACCCAUGUGGGUUCUAAGGUAGAACCUCAAAAGCUAAUAUGUCUGACUAUUUUCGCGUCCCCAAUCAGGACACGCCUGUGAACGAAUUGCCUUUGUUUCGACAGGAUUUGCUGCAAGGGCCUCCAAAUCUUUCACGGUGUGUCUAACUUGCGAGUUUGUAUGCAUCAGGUGUAUAAAGUAUACUGAAACCAUGACGUGUUCUUAGAACUAGUAAUGCUGACGUAGUCGGGACUACAGAGUAAAGUAAGAACGAUAAUGGGCGAAAAACAUGUGAUGUCAUACAAUGGGGAUGCUGAAUAGGAAUAUGUCUAGACGUAUAUGUUGUUCUCAGUCGCAAAACUCACAGCGCAAAAUUCAUAUUCUUAAGUUACUUACUUUUAACCUUUAUUAAGAGUUAUUUGCUUUACUUGAAAGCACGGCCAAAUGCCCAUUUCGUGCACACUGUUUUAGAUAAUUUCAUCUACUUGAGAUAAGGGAUUUUAAACAAGAUAACGUGGUAUCCUGACAUACUUCCUUUAGGCGUUUACAUGAAACCUGAUGUACGAAGGUCCGUUUGACCUGCUUGCACUUUAUGCCGAUUGCCUUUUACUUCCGAUUUAUGUAGAAAUAACAUCCUAAUUUCCAGAGAUUACGCGUAGCAGUUAGUGUGUAAACUUGAAGCACACGUAAACUGUAGAUCUCAUUCUAAGCGUUACUGCUUAUCACGCAUACUACACAUUAACAUAUUUGCACCCUGCAGUGUAUGUUUUGAGGAGACACUUUAGCUAAACCGGACUCUAAAGAACGAACUGUCUGUUGAAAACAAGCUCGACUUCACCUAAAAAUAGAGUGGCAUUAAGAACUUAAUGUGUUUAUGCAUAAGAUUACCGCUAAGGGCCCGAAAAUAUUAUUGACAUAAAUCGAUUAUCAGGAUUAUACAAAUAAACAUCAAGUACGUGACCUAUGUCAUGAAACCUAAUAACGGAAAUUAAUUUAAGAAUUUCCGGACGUCUUUAUUUAUGCGCAUUUUACGUGCUCAUCCAGCCUCUCCAAUAAAGUGUCCUUUUGAGGAAGUUCGUGUCGGCGAACGUACGUUUUUAGAUUAUUCUCUGUCAGGCCAGAACACUAAUAUAGGUCUAGUUAGACCAGCGAAAUCUGAGAAGUAAAGCAACUUAUGAACAGUAGUCAUGACUUGUGGUAAAUGUGUUCAGACCUGUAGGGGCGGCGGAAGAGUUAUAGUCUAAUUUCUGUCAAUGGUACGGGAAGGGGGAAGAGGUAGGGUAGUCUGACUGAGUUGUGCUUUUGUUUCAUCGUUGUGGCUCGACGUGCGAUGGUGCGGGUCGGAACUUUCAUGGCUCAGCUUUGACCAGGGUAGUAGGGGGCAUUAAUGAAGGCCUUCUGCGAGCACAAGGCUAGAUUCGUUAGUCAUAUGGCUACUGCCUCCGCUGUCACAAGUAUCCCUUGACGUAGGGAUUUGGAGCGUCUUGCCGGCGUCUUGACGUCUACCUGGUAGCCGGAGUCAACCAAGUGGGCCACAAAGGCGCUAGAAAUGGACUUUUCCCGCCCUGAUAUAGCCAGGCAGGAUGGUGUUCUCGCAUCCGCAUGGGUAGGCGCCUUGCUGUUCGACCAAUAUAACCUGCUCCACAACAGCAAAUGGACAAGUACACGGAGGAGGUCUGAAACUGUAGCUUAUCCUUGCCUCCAAGGCGGAGAAGUGGGCUGCUGGAGAAAAGUAGUCUUAUUCUAACGGCAGGGUACGUGCGGGCAAUAGAGGAGUUUAGAUUACGUUGUAGAAGGUCACAGGUCGGAUCUCCUAAAAAUGGCAAAGUGAGAAACAAUUCUUAUCCACCAUCGGUAAAUGCGAUUUUGGUGAAUGAUCUUCCAUAUAUCUGCCGAUAAACUUGUCGGAGGAACCAUUUUCUCUCAGCGUGUUUCGUAUGAAGGCGAGUUCAUUCUCAAGUGUAUCCGGAGUUCAAAUUCACCUAGCUUCGUUGCCUAGGCAAAGAAUUAAGUCUCGUUUCUGACUUAGAGGAAAAAAGCUGUAGAAGUUUACAUACUGGCUUGUCCAUGUUUUCUUGCGAUAUACACUUCUAAUAAUUGUUCCAUCAGGUAUUCUGCUAAGAAGGACGUCAAGAAAUGGCAGAAAUUCUCCCUCACCACAGCCCGUCGCGCCACAGCGAUAAAGCAUAAGCACAACUCAGUCAGACUACCCUACAUCUUCCCCCCCCCUCUCCCUCUAUAAUUAUCCGGCCACCGUACAGGUUUGGACACACUGACCACAAAUUAUGAAUGCUGUUCAUAAGUUCGUUUUACAUCUCAGAUUUUGCUAAUCUAACUAGACCUAUAUUAAUGUACUGGCCUGACAAGGAAUAGUCUAAAAACGUACGUUCGCCAACUUGAACUUUUCAGUGUUUAAAUGGACAUCAUCACAGAAAAAUGGCCUUUUCUUGUGCAUAAAUUGUGUUAACGUAGUUAUAUCCAGCAAAAUAUUAAUAAAUUUUAGCGAAAAUGCAUACGUUGCAAUAUAUACGUGCGAUUCCCUAUGUUAAUACCUGUCCUAGACUUCGGUUGAGCAUUUGAGCUUGUUUCACAUUGAAAAAAGAGUAAUUUACUCACGAGAGAUUUAAUAAAUAGCGGUUGCCGGGCUUGAAACGUUAUUUUAUGUCCGGUGUUAACCUUGGUAAUCAACUUGCUAACACAAAGGUUAUUUUAAGAUAACCAGAUGUUUUGUCGAUUUCUAGGAGUCAUAGUAGCAGAUCCGUGCAAAUAGGUGCUUUGAAGUGUAGUAAUAGCGCAGACAGGGAUGAAAUUGUUUUGUCGUAUAGAAAAAUGUACGUGAUGUUAUCUAAAUAACCACCACUGCAUGGUCAUUUCCAGUUUUGAACAUGUAAAACAUUAUUUUUCGUGUAGUCAAGUUUCCGCUCAUAACCCUUUCAGAAAUGGAACGAGCCAAACAUUAAUAAUAUAAGCCAAAUAUUUGUGUUUAUAUGGGCACCCUACUUUGCAUUCAUAAUUGAAACUCGGGAUCUAAAAGCGAACAAAAACAGUGCAAAUGGCCGCAAUAUAUAAGGAAAUGCAUGUUCUUCCGUUUACGAUAACAAAUAUUAGUAUUACUUAGAGACUUUAAAAAAAUCGGCCAAAAGUUUUAAAUAUUUUCUUGGCUUGGCCGUGCAAAAAUGCAAUGUACACAGAGAUCCGCCAACAGAAUCCAGUAGUAAAGCAAUUCUCAAAGAGGUAACCUACUAGAGAGCGUUUUAAAAUUGAUCAUAGGCAUAUUCGUUGUGGACGGCUGUGUUAUUCGAAAAUGAAGUUUCGUAUUUGAACGAGUCCUGGAAUAUGGCCUAAACAACCUUCUUCAUGAAAAGAAACGUCCAAAAACGCAACAGUUCGGUAAAUUUCUUCGAGAAGUAUCUUAUUUUACAAAUUUAAACAGAGAUAUAAUACACAAUCUGUCUUUAUAGACGAUUGAGUGAAAACACUGAAGACCAUGAAGCAUUCAGCAAUAUUUCAAAAACGAUCUGAAACUCAACGUAAUCCAAAGCAAACGAAAAGUUUAAAUCUAUUUAGCGGAAGAAAAUUUCUCUCUCUAAACACCAAAUAGUUUGUUUACGAUCACGCCUGUCAGUUCUAUUAAAAUUUAUUCGUCACCGCUCGGCCUGGCGGCAUGUAAGUCUAUGAAAACAUUUGUUCCUAUGACGUCCACAUUGGUGAAAUCAAACAAAUCCCGUUCCUCUUGCUGAACCGCACCUCAUUUAAUUCAAGCGAUCACGAAUACCACGAAUUCCUGAAAGACUGUUUCGAUAUCCAUACCCAAAAUGUAGGCUGUUGACAAACCACCAUAUGUGAACUUACACUAAUUCAUAAAGGAUAUUUAGAUGUUAACUUCACCGAACUACUAUCUUUAGACGUCAAUUUAUUUGUGGUUUCAUAUUUACUACGCUUUUUGCAUGAGAAAUAGUCUAUACAUUUAAAAACGAAGUUUACUAGAUUAAAAUCAUUUUUGACGUUUUAGGAAUAUUACACUUUUCUAAAAAAUCGUCAUUUCAAAGCAACGCAACGCUGUCUUUAAUAAUUUUAAGUUUAAAAUUCCUUCAAGGUCGUAUUUAAUAAACAUAGAUAUUGGAUCGAUUAACUGGUAUCGGUUUGCGAGUGAUUGACAAUCAUUUGUAAGUUUCGACACAUUUCUUGAGUUAGGUCACAAUCAGUACUUUCUCCUAAGUAUUGUCUUUUCACUAAAUUAAUGUAUCAAAUUCGAAAGAAGAAAGUGCGAUUGCUCAAACAAUAGGUUUCUUGGCUUGAAGUUUCAGAUUCACGUUAAAAUACAUCGUCAGAGACAGGCGCAGAAACGAGCAAAGGAAAUACAGUGUGCAACAUUUACAGAAUGCAGUUGACCAGCAAUCACAUCCUACAAUAAUUAGCAGUACUCCUGCUCACCGCUGGAGACCAUAUUUGAUGCAAUAAUUGCUUGUCGGUCCGUACUCGAGUUGUAAGUAGUGGGGAUUUCAUCACCGUUGUUGACCCUUCGCGUGACGAUGACUCCGCAGUGGGGCUCACUGUCAUCGGAAUUGUCAGCUGCCCGUGCCCUUCCCGCAUGGCUAACUAUUUUGCCCAGGCAAAAUGGCAACACAGAAUAUGGAGGUGGAAGAUCAUUGCGCUUGUUAAUUGAAUGCGGGCCGGAGAACCAUGACUCAGGCAGCUCGCGCCUAACGCGGUUGUCAUCUCUUAAGAGAACUUCGACCUCAUCAAACUCGAAGGUGUGGCCGGGUCCCGUCGAAUGGUCCGCGAUCUGAAAACUGGCGUAAUUCUUCCUCACUGUUGCUGCAUGCUCGACUAUUGGCGUUUGGAGUACUCUUUCAGUUUCCCCGACGAAGUUGCAUUGUGCGCAACUGCGUCCGAUCUGGACGCUCCCGCGCUCUUCGCACGCAGUCGAGUUGCUGACUGCCGGAUUUCGUCAUCCGUGUGGACUCUUGAGUAAUUUGCUUCGCCGAAGUCGACACCAGGAACUGUGGUCAUUCGCACGAUCUUAGCGAGGUUAACAACUUUUCCUGGGUAAAGUCCCAGCACCGAAUAUGGAGCGAGAGGGUCGUUGCGCUUGUUGACUGAUUGAGAACCAGCAAACCAUAGCUCAAGCAGUUUGCGACUCACACGGUUGUCGUCUCUUGCGAGAAUUCGGCUUCGCCGAAUUUGAAUGUGGGAUUGAGUCCCGUCGAAUGAACCGCGACUUGGGAGCUGACGUCGUUCCUCCACACUGCUGCUGCGUGCUCAGCCUCCCGCAUACGGAUUACUCCUAUUGUUUCUCUGCCAUUAGUUGUUUCGUCCGCAAACUUACCAGACCCGGUAAACGACCCCAAUGUCUUUAGCCGUGACAGUGGCCUUUCGGAAUCAUGAUCUGGGGCAUUUAUGGUGUAUUUAAAGAGGAAAUUUUUUCAUCCGGAAAAAAAAUACACCUCGAUGCAAAAAAAUGAACACCAACACCUUUUUUCUGCAUCUCCCACAGGGAGCCUAAGCGUUGCUGUCAGCGAUGAUAGGGACUCAAUUAUGAUAAGUUAUCUACACCGGUGAAGAGCCAACUCUGGUUGCGUGCAGUUCGCUCCAUGCGCUCCUGAUCUGUAUAAUUUUGGAUCUAGUCGAUAAAACGUGCUUAUCUGCCCCCAGGUUUCUGGACUACCCGUGUGAUUGCAUAUCACUGAAAGAGUAGAUUAUGAACCCUAUUAUAGUUCCCUGAUUUGUGCACGCCGAUUUACACCGUAGUCCGAAACCAGGCUCCCUUAGUGGGGCUUUCGAAGCAGUCUCCUCUAUUAGGGCUUACCAGACUAUAAUAACAAUCCAAAAUGAAUCAGUUUUCACUUCAUAAACUGAAAAGAGCUUUAUUUGACCGCUUUCACUUGUUGAAGAAGUGCACCUGAAGGUUGCUGUCCUUAGCUGGUAACUGAACAUGUAGAAACGUGAUACACUCCCAAAGGCAAGGCUGGGCUAGGUUCUUACAACAGCAGUUAAGGUAAUGCUUUCGGUUUAGCUGUUGGGAUUUCCAAACAGAGGUCUAUAUUUGGUUCUCUUAUCAGCGCACUAACAGAACUUACCAACGUGAAGCGCCUGACCCCUUUUAGUCGCGUAAAAGUACUUUGACUGGCACGAUUUAAUUUCUGGAAGUGACUAAAGAGCACGAAGUUAGGUGACCUGCAGAACAGACAGUUGUUCUACAUGGGUGUUGGGAGUGUAGGAGUGACAGAUUGCUCCAUGUUUCUCGUAUGGGUGGUGGCUGCUUGGCACGGACCUUAACUGGAAAUAAAACAUAAUCUGUGGCUCCCCGCAGAUAAGUUCUGUCUAGCGGCCACACCCCGGUAAGUGCCUCCACCAGCGAGCUAAACCAAAUGAGGGCAUCUGGUGUGUGUCCACGCACCCAGUUAUCCUAUUUCCUGUCCAUUCCUUUCCUCCUCCACUUUAAAAAAGUCAUAUGCAAUAUGCAAUCCCGAAGGCGGGCCAGGAUAACUAGGGUCGUCCCUAAACUACACAAAGCUGUGACGCAUAGUGGGAUUUGGCAGUCGAAUGGGAUGUCUAAGCAGUUAUAUUUAGGGAUACCAUUAUACACCCCUCGCCGGGAGUAAGUUUGGAAAGAUCGUUUACAAGCUAACUGUGGCUCGUAAACGCAAAACUCGCGUUCGAAACACGAUAUGAAAUCAAGCAUCCCCUCUCCAUUUCUGCAUUCCACCCCAAAAUUUGCUUGAGUGACUCUGCUUACUCUGACAGCCUGGAAUAAUCGUUCUCUUUUAGGCAAUUUCCUGAGUAACCGACCCGAAAGGGACGCAGUGCUGGUUUUUUGAGAACUGGCGCGCUAAAAGGCGGACGUGGUAGCUUCCAAUGAGGCCCGAUUCUCCCAACAGGGUCCAUGAAAGGAAGGCGGUGUCGGCUACACCACAAAAGGGCAGAGCGACGUGACGCUGUUGUCGCCCUUAUCAUCAGCAAUUACCUCGUAGGUCGGCUGCCCUGUUUGCAACAGGACAUCUACCCUUUUGGCUAAGCAGAUUCGUCGGCAUUAUCAGUUUCUACGACUAUUCCUCCAAUGAUCAGCCUCGAUGGGUUGACUACCUAAUUCUAGGAAGGUCUGUAAGUCCCCCUGGUGGUUAUAGCGAAGGCGGACAAUCUGAAUGUCCUCGGUGACGUCGAUGCCUCCGUCAGAACAGAUCAUGAUGCCUGCGAGGGGAUGUUGGUUCAUCAGGGGAUCGGCGGAUAUAAAACAACGUCCUCCUCUUUCUGCGAACCUGCACAAAGCAUCAUCUUCCCCUAACCAACAAAACACAGUAUUAAAAGCCCCUUGCAUUGUCUGGGACGGAAUUUUCGAUAACGAUGAACCAAAAGUAGUCAGGCUGAUUCACGCCCCGGUUGCUAGUGUCAUCAGAAUUACUCUAACAGCUUAAGAUGUUCGGCGUCUUUUAAACAAUCCGCGGAGUAACCGACCGGAAAGAAGGACAGCGCUAGUUGCUCGAGGACUGACGCGCUGCAAUGUGAACAUCGCUGCUUUCAGCGAGACUCCCUCCUGAAAACAGGACAUCUGGCGAUAGUGGACUCCGGUUGCGCUUUCUUCUGAAGAGUCGCCCGAAGACGGAGGGACACGACCUGGCGUGACCUCUCCCUCUCGGAACGACAUCGCGGGCGACUUCCCUGUCUGCCACAAAUCCCCAGCGACCGUCUCACGACUUCGGGAAGCCAGUUUGGUCACCAUCGUCGGCGCCAAAUGACUAAUUGCAACGAGAUGAGGAACAAGUUCUACGAAGACCUACAUUCCAUCCUGGCGACUGUGUCGACGGUUGGCAAGCUAGUUUUCCUUGAUGACUUCAAUGAGCGCGCCGGGAUAGACGGCGCUGUCUGGAGGGGAGUAUUGGGUCCAAAAGGAAUUGACGGCUGCAACGACAACGGCCUCAUUCUCUUGCGAACCUGCGCAGAACACCGUCUCCUCCUAACCAACACUCUCUUCCGCCUGCCGAUGCGGAAGAAGACGAUCUGGAUGCACCCAUGA
Messenger RNA from Spirometra erinaceieuropaei, 11737 nucleotides. Lineage: Eukaryota; Metazoa; Platyhelminthes; Cestoda; Diphyllobothriidea; Diphyllobothriidae. The record is from the annotation of a GenBank genome assembly.